AACUACAGGUUUGCACUAUGCAUGAAAAUAUAAAAUAACACUGGCAAGUUGACCUCCGUUAGUGUAUUUCUCUACAACUUAUUAAAAAUAUUUCUUCACAGCAGUGAACAUAAAAAAACUAAAGAACUAGGCCCUAUUAAUCACUUCAUUGUUCAAAAAAGAUUUCUUUUUCUACUGGAGGUCAGUUGGCUGUAAAAAAAUGGCUUUGGCAUUAUCUGUUGUAAAAAAUGUGACUAAAGUAUCCAUAGCAGGGGGUUUUCUGUACUGGUCAGUUCAACAAGGCAUUUGGGGCACAGCAGAUCAAGGAGCUGAGGCUGGUCGAAGGAUAGCCAAAGUUAUUGCCCCUGCAACAGCAGAGUAUAUAGAAAAGAUUCCACCUGUACCUGAUUUUGGGAAUUCAUUUACAAAGAACUGGAACUCUGGAAUGUCAGCAAUCUUUUCUACCAUGGCCAAUAUCCCAGAUAAUGUACAGGAAUUAACCACCACGCUAACCAGCUACAUCGAGAAUGCUACAGCUACCAAUCCUACAAGUGAAAAGAAAUCUGAGAAAGAGGAAUAAACCUGUUCUGUUGUAUUUAUUUUACUAAACAUCUGUACACCAUCAUUGGGAGAAUUUGAACAUUCUGUCUUUCAUUUGCAUACUCCUAGAAACCAUUCUCAUCAUAGUGAUUCACAUUGGCAUGUUUUAGAAUUAUUAAAAAUUGAGUUUUUAUAAAAUAUGAAUGUUAUAAGUAACACUAAAUACUAAUGUUGACAUUUCUGGUAAAAUUUGUAACAGUGUAUUAAGACAUUGUCAAUUCACUUACACUUAUAAGGAUAUUUAUUUUUUUCUCUUAAAAGAAAAAUCUUCCAUACCUUCGUAAGUACCCCAAGUGUAAAUACUUUUUCAGCAUCAAAGCAUCAGAUUUAUAUUUAACUUUGCAUUUUAGAUUUUUCACAUCAAAUGUUGGGUUUUAAAACUUGAUGUUCAUUUCUUAGAACAUAGUAGUACCAAAGCUGGAUCAUAGUUGUGUUUAGGCAGUCACUCAACUGGUUGUAAGGUCAUGACAGAAACUUACUAGCCUUUCAUAUGUUGAGUAUAUCUAAUGUAGUUUUUAUUCAAAUGAAUUUUUUUUAAAUAUGUGAUAAUGCAGGUGUAUUAUAAAUAAAGUAUUACUUGAAGAAUAACUGAGUCUGAUUCUUAAUAGAGAAAUAAUAGUUGUGUUGCUACUAA
Messenger RNA from Physella acuta, 1213 nucleotides. RefSeq lists its product as uncharacterized. Gene Ontology annotation, biological process: cristae formation. Gene Ontology annotation, cellular component: MICOS complex; mitochondrial crista junction. NCBI's taxonomy places the organism in Eukaryota, Metazoa, Mollusca, Gastropoda, Physidae. The record is from RefSeq and is a predicted model, not a curated record.